AUGAAUUAAUAGAUACCAGAGAUAUUAGACACAUAGAACGCUCAAAAUAACCAAUAAGGUGUGCCCUGUAAUCCUUUCGGCUAGUAAGCAUCAAGUAAUUUCUUGGGCUAGAGCAACUAAUAGUUUUCAUAAAUGUAAUACCCUCCUAUUCAAUUUUCGAAUAAUAUACUUCCUUAAUUGCCUCCAUAAUUUCCUUAAUCACCGAAUUAAUUCUAAUUCUAACCAAAUUAGGGCUUCCCUCAAGCAGUACCACCAAUGAUGCCGAGAAUGAAUACUCCAAACGCCAACUCUAUGAUGUUUCAAUUUCCUUAAAAUAAUGGAUUCUUUCCUCAGCCGCCAAUGUUGUAAAAAAAUCAAGUUAAAAAUAAUGAUGAUGAGGUAUAAAAAUUAAAAGAAAAAGUAAGAGAUUAAGAAGCUGAAAUUUAAAGAUUAAAAAAUAAAUUAAGUACUAUAACCGAGGAAAGUAAUAGCCUUUAAUAAAAUUACAAAAAUAAGGACAAAGAGAACGAUGAGUUAAAAGGAUCUUUAUAAAAAUCCAAAAUAUCAUUUAAUGAUGAAAUUGAAAAUAGAAAACAAUAAUUAUACAUUUACCAACUAAGGUGUGAGGAGCUUGAGGAAAAAGAAAGAAAAUCUGCACAAGCAAACAAAAAAUUAUAAAAUGAAAUUAAUAUUUUAAAUGAUGAAUAUCAAUAAUACAAAGAAAAAAUAAACUAAUUACAUUAAGUGAACAAUGAAAGUUCGAUAAAAACCCUUUAGUAAAGUAAAAAUUUGGAAGAUUUAAGAAAUGAAAUUGAUAAACUCAAUGAUAAAGUCAAUUCUUAAAAUAAUGAAAUUUAAUAAAAAGAUUAAUUGAUUGAGACGCUAAAAAAAAUCUAAAGUGACUACAUUCAAAAUAAAUCUUAUAACUAAGAUGUUUCUUCUACCACUGAUAAGGCUACUUUAAUUUAAUUAAAUAAGGAUUUAGAAAAUAACAUCAAUAUUCUAGAACAUAAUUAUAAAGAACUUGAGACAAAAUUCUAAAUGCUUGAAAUAGAAAAUAAAAUGCAUUAAGAUAAAGCAAAAUUCUUUGAGGAAUGUACAGAAGAGAUGAGAAGUAAAUUAGAAUAGAAUCAAAAAAAGAAUUAAAAUUUUGAGAACGAUGAAACCUAAUAAUUUAUAAAAGAAUUUCAAUAAAGGCAACAAGAUACAAAAAAUAGUUAAUAAGAUGAAAUGAAAAAAGCGAAAGAGAAAUUAUUAUAAAAAAAAUAAAAGGAAUAAUAAGAAUAAGAGCAAAGAAACCGUGAGGGAAAAUAGAAAAUGUUACAACAGAUAGAAAAAGCUGGUAAAAUACAAUGCUGUUUUGUUAUGGAUUUAUUUAAAUCAAAUGAUAAACAAGCCAAAGCAAUCAUAAAAGCUGCUCAAUCGUGCUAAAAGUUGAUUAAAAUAAAUACCAAUAGACAUUCUGUUUGGGGGGCUGUAUGUUACGGCUAUUCAAAGACAGGAUUGCAAAUAAAAACUUAAGAAUUUAGUUAGUCAUCUGAUGAUGUAUCAAAUUUUUUAACAAACUAAAAAUUAAAUCAAGAUCAAAAAGAUUAACCAGAAGACCUGAAAAGUGCACUUUUAGCUAUGCUCAAUUUAAAAUGGACUGAAAAAUAUAAACUUGCUAUUUUAAUUCCAAAUUCACCCUGCCAUGGAAAGAUAUAUCAUCAUCCUAAAAAAUAUUCUACAUGGUUCGGUUUAUUUUCCGUUAAUUACGAUACAAAACCCAAUGAUAAUUUAGAAGAUAUUAUUAAGGAAUUAAUUAAAAGAGAAAUUGUACUCUUAGUGAUAAGAUAAAAUGACGAGACAACUAUAAUGUGUAAUUAAUUGUAAAUACUCUAUACAAAAUCUAAUGCUGCUCCUCUGUUUUAUACACUUUCAGUCAAAGAUCUUGGUUCAAAAAAUUCUGAUUAAAACCUUAAUCAAAAGAUACAACAUAUGGUUGGCCAUAUGAUAGGAACUAGCAAUGAAAGAACCAAAACAAAAAUCAAUUAUUAAAUGAGAGAUCAAAAUUUUAAGGAAGGAUUAAUUGACAAGAGAAAUUUAAAAGAGGAAGUAAUCAUAAUAAAUAAAGAUCUAUAAUAAGAAUUUCAGAAAUAAGGAGAACAAUAAAAAGGAAAUUUUCCAGAAGCUUCUGUUUAAGAUGCAAUUGAAGAUAAAAAUACAUUUGAAAAAGAAAUAGAAAAAAAUAAAGAUUGUUAGGAUGGGGCAUUGCAAGCAAUAUGUAAAAAAAAGGGAGAUAUUGCUAAUUUUUAAACUUAGGUUAAAUGUGAGGAUUUUAAUUGCAAGGUUUAUUCUGUUGAACUUAAAUAAGCAUCAUUUGAUUCGAAAAUAUAAAAUAUUGACAAAAUUCGAUAUGAAGAAAACGAUUUUGAUUUAAAAGAAUAAGCACAAUGGCAGUGUGUAAGGACCAAAAAUCCAUUUGCAUUAGGAAUGAUGAAGAAAGUAUAUUUAAUGAAAAAAAAAAAUAAUACUGAAGAAAUUUAUGUCGUUAAAAUUCCUAUUGAUAAAGGGACUUAUAACAAAUUGUCGGAUGCAGUAAAUGAUUGUAGAUCCCACUUAAUUGCUAAAAAUAUGAUGAAACUCUUUAUUGAAAAACUCACAAGCGUGAAUGCGAAAACACCUUAAGUUUAGUACACACAGUUCUUAAUAUUGGAAGAAAAUUAGAGUAAAUAUUGGAUAGCAGAAAGAUUCUUCGAAGGAGAGUUUAAAAAAUACAACAAUAAUGAUGGUUAUAUAAAUGAUGAAAAUAAUGAUUUGAAUGCUAUCUCUUAAGGCUUCUCCUUCUUUACUUAUUAGAUGAGCUCAUUUAACUACAUUAUCAAUGAUAUAUAAGGAAUUAAAAAUUACUUUACUGAUCCAGCUAUUAAUACUGUUAAAGGUAAUUUUGACGAAACAGAUGUUGGAGAAGAAGGCAUUUCAAAUUAUUUGACAAUUUUUUAAGCAAAAAAAGAUAUAUGUGAAUAGUUAUUAAACUCAAUAGGUAUUGAUAUCGAUUGAUUAUAUUCCAUAUCAAAUAUUCUUACGAUUAUAAUA
This is a messenger RNA of Paramecium tetraurelia, 3054 nucleotides long. RefSeq lists its product as uncharacterized. The transcript is spliced from 6 exons. Gene Ontology annotation, cellular component: cytoplasm. Gene Ontology annotation, biological process: peptidyl-threonine phosphorylation. Gene Ontology annotation, molecular function: ATP binding; protein serine/threonine kinase activity. NCBI's taxonomy places the organism in Eukaryota, Ciliophora, Oligohymenophorea, Peniculida, Parameciidae. The record is from RefSeq and is a predicted model, not a curated record.